Rhagoletis pomonella (apple maggot) is the source of this 4966-nucleotide messenger RNA. Its product is annotated as zinc finger matrin-type protein CG9776. The transcript is spliced from 11 exons. Gene Ontology annotation, cellular component: nucleoplasm. Bases 316 to 4689 code for a protein of 1457 amino acids. Lineage: Eukaryota; Metazoa; Arthropoda; Insecta; Diptera; Tephritidae. Gene Ontology annotation, biological process: negative regulation of DNA-templated transcription; positive regulation of DNA-templated transcription. The record is from RefSeq and is a predicted model, not a curated record.
AUGCUGCGAGAUUGUCAAAAUUGCUGAAAAUUUUACACGCUUCAUCUACGGAAAUUUGUUAAGUGGCGUAAAAAUGCAAUUUUAGUGAAAAUUACUUACUGAAGAAUCUACAAAACGGUUAAAAAACUUUCAACAAACUUCAAGUUUGAUAAGGAUUUGCUUAACGGGCAUUAAUUACUUAACGACUUCACAGUACAAGUUUUAUAAUCUGGCCGGCUCAAGGGCAGGGAGCCAGACUGCCAACAAAAUCGAAAAGUAUCAACGCAUUGUGUGUACAUGUACUUUUUUGCACCUAAUAGGGUUUGAGUUUUCGUAAUGGAAGAAGAACUAAUUUUACAACAGCCGGCAGAUCGGCGUUUGGGUACUGGAAAUACAUUACCACCUGGACCGCCAGGAGCAGAUAGCGAUGGAGGUGCUGAUUAUGAUACAAAAAAAUCUAAAACGGAAAAUGAUGCAAAUAGAACUUCCGCAAGCCGUUCUAGUCGUCGCCGUUCACCCUCUGGCAGUCCGCCACGUACGAGGCGCAAGUCUCCUUCUCGCGGUCGACGGUCACCCUCCCCACUAGAUGUCGCCCGCCGCCGACGUCGCUCGCCUUCCCCACCCCCCAGACGUAAUCGCUUUCGUGACUAUUCGCCAGACCGCCGUCGUUUCGAUGCAGGUGGAGGACGUAAUAUUCGACGUUCCCCUGAUAGACGUCGUGGUAGCGGAGGACGGGGUUUCCGCUAUCGUGGCCGUAGUGGUAGCCGUUCUCGUAGUCGUAGUGUAUCACCACGUCGAGGUGGUGGUAACCGAUGGUCCCCUAAAAAGAAACCAAAUUCACCGCUGCCGAUGAACGCGCCACCACCACCACAAGUAUCGCAGCCGCCGCCGCAAACUCAGUUUGGCGCUAUGCCACCGCAAUUAUAUCAGAGUGAUACAUAUGCACAACCUGCAUAUAACCAAUAUUCCGUGCCGCCACCACAGGCAGCAAGCAGCUUUGCGCCACAGCCCACUGCAGACGCUUAUGGCAUACAGGCUCCGGCACCACCUGUUUUCAAUGCUGCCUAUCCGCCGCCACCAGUUUGGGGAGCUAAUGACGCCUAUACACAACAGCCUUGGAUACCAACGCCAGACCCAAAUCAGCUACAGCAAAUCACACAACAGCCUCCCCCAGCGGUAGCACCAACGUCCAUACCACCACCACAAAUUGUACCGCCGCAAGCUGUAAUUGAACCGGCACCAGUUGUUAUUGAAUCAAGUGCAAAACAUGAUGCAGCUGUUGCACAAGAAGCAGAAAAUCAACGAGACGAAUUGAAGCGUCAGCGCAGCAGCUAUCUCAAGAAGACAUCAUUGCUCCGUAAAGAACUAAAAAUGUUGAAGGAACAAAGAAAGGAUUUACAUGGCGGCAAUGGUGCCCCACCAUCGCCCACCACAAAGGGCUUUAUCGACGAAAAUGAAAAACUACAGAGUCAAAUACAAAAGAAACUAAACACCAUCGAAAAUGUCAUCGAUAUGCUUACUGGUAUUAUUGGAGAGGAGAACUUAGACCGUGACGAGGAAUGCUACGACAGUGAUAAGAGCAAUAAGGACGAUUUAAAAAAGAAAGAACAACAACAACAACUCUUGCAACAACAGCAACAUAUCGGUGGUAAUAGUGAACGCAGUCGCAAAAAGAAGCGUAAAAAUUCAACUUCUUCAUCUGGCAGCUCAUCGGGUAGCUCAAGCAGCAGUUCGAGCUCCUCUUCGAGCUCGUCCAGUUCGGAGAACGAAGAAGAUGACGACGAUAGUUCACCAGAACGUUUAAAGAAUAAAGCAAUUGAAUCAAUGAAAUCUAAAGCGAAGGAGAAUUUGAAGCGCGAGGCUGCGAAAAUAAAAGACGAAAAAAUGCUCGAUGAGAAGAAACGUUUCAAUUAUGUAUUUUAUGAUCCGGAAAUGCAUUGGUGCCAAACAUGCGAUGUAUUUCCCAAAACCGCAAAAGAUUACUUAAAUCAUUUACACUCCAAAGAGCAUAUGGAUCGUGAAAGUAUAGAAACGCCAUGGCACAUAGAUAUGCUAACUGAUCAAUUUCCAACCUAUGAGAAUGCACCAACAAAACGUACACCGAUACGUGGUCUCACGUUCUUCAUACCAGCUUCAGCUUGGUUUUGUAAAUUAUGCAACCAUUGGAUGGGUGAUUUGCAUUGCGCCUCAACCCAUUUAAAAUCACAGUUACAUGCCGGCAAAUACAAUACCUUUUUAGAAAAAAAUCCCCACUAUGAAGUAAAUUGGUUGGCCGAUCGUCAACGUGUUUUGAAUGAACGUAAAACUUUGCCGCUACCACCGCAGAUCACAUCCGUUUCAACUACAGCUUCUGAGAAUGUUUCUAGUAAAAAAUCGAAAAAAGAGGACAAAGCCAAGAAGCGUAAGAAGAAGAGUUCGGACAAGAAGGACAAGAAGAAAAAACGUAAGCGCUCAAAGAAAAACAAGAAGAAUGCUACCACCACAUCGACUUCUAGCGACUCUUCUUCUUCGGACAGUGAAAAGACCAGCAAGUCUAAAGCCAAGUCACCACCGAUUAUCAUACAAAGCUUAGAUAAUCCCAAUCCUGCGGUCUCGAUACGUGUGGCAAUGCGCAAACAAGAUUUACCGAAAGCUGACGAAGAUACACCACCACCAGCGCCACGCAUGCGUGCCGAUGCUAUACCCCAUCCAGUACCAGCACCCAAUCUCAAUUUGAUUCCCAAUGCUAGCGGUUCAAUGACAAAUACUGCAGCGGCUUCUGCCUCGUUGUUGGGCAACCAGGGUCGUUUGGGCAAGUGGACUGAGGCGCAAGAUAGUAGUGCGAAGGCAGCAGCAGCCACUGCACAUAGCACAUCUGCCGCGACGGAUAGCAAAAAUGAUGAUGUCAUCUUGCAGCAAUGGAACACUGUGCAGCCGGUCAUAAGCGAGAGUGAAAAGAAAUUGCUGGAGCAAUUGAAGGGAAAAUUAAAGAAUAAGCCACGCGACGAGUCGACCACACCGGCUGGUGCUUCUAUACGCAACAACGACCCCACAGCGGAUCGCCGUGUACGCGACCGCGAUCGUGAGCGUGAACGUGAUCGCAGUGACCGAGAUCGUGGCGAACGUGAUCGUAAUGAUCGCGAUCGCAGACGACGCUCACGUAGUCCCCUCUUUGGUGGCGGGCGUGGCGGCAUUGGGCGCGGACGUCUGCGGCGCACACGUAGUCGCACACGCAGUCGCAGUCGCGGCCGCGUUGGUUCGCCGUUGGGACGUAGAAGGCGCACACGUUCGCGUUCGCGUGGAAGAAGGAGCCGCUCAUUUGAUCGCCGGCGCCGCUACAGCCGUUCACGCUCUCGUUCUCGCACACGUUCUGGCAGUCGCAACCGCAUUGAAAAGGCGGUUGUGCGCCAUCCCGAAUUCAGACCGCGCGUGCCCGAGAAGGAUAAGGAUCGAGAAAAGCGCUCCACCACAGAGUCAAAAGAUAAAAAGAAUGCGGAUAAGAAAUCCAAAACAAGCGCUGCAAAUGCGGCUGCAGCGGCGGCAAGUGGCAAGAAGUUACCGUUCAUUGGUAAAAUGCCAGUUUUCAAGAAGCAAACCACCGGCCAGGCAGACGGCAACGGUAGUGGUGCUGAGAAUACUAUGGCCUACGCAAGCGAGAGUGGUCCUACUGGCUUCGCGCACCAACGUCCACUUGCGCCCACAGCCGCACAAAUCCAAAUGGCUAUGAUGGAGGACGCAUACGGUAAUGCACCACCAUUCCAUCCCGAUGCUACCAUGAUGAUGGACUAUGAUGAGUUGAUGCCGGAUCCGAUACAGUUUGUAAAUUUGAUGGGUCAGGCACCGCCGCCGCCGCCACCACCGAGCGGAGAUGACGUGCCUGCAUCGGGAGAUGUAGCUGGUGCGGCUGACGAAGCUGAAGAUAUAUUGCCGCCGGGUAUCGAUGAGGCAGAAAAUGAUGAUUGUGUCACGCGGCCCAUUUCUGACGGAGUUAUGCCACGUAAAGGGCCGUUGCCCAAAGAUCUCGAAGAGGCGCUCGAUAUAAUAUUCCCAGGCGAAAAGAAGCCGGAGGACGAGGAUGAAGAAGGCGCAAAGAAAGCUAAAUCUUCAGGUGAAACGCAAAUAAUCGUUGACGAGCCCGUAAUGCAGCCAGAGGACCUGGCCAAGGAAGGCAUACACAUGGUUACCAUCGAGGAAACUUCUUUGAUGGGUAUGGACGAGGCUUCACAAAUGAGUAUGAAUGAACCGUUGGUAUUUAAUAAGCCCAAAAACUCUUUGCAAACUGAGACAACCACAGCAAUUCCAAGCAAAGCAGCAAAUAUUCCACUAGCCGAUAGCUCGUCACAAGAUGCCGCUGAUAUUGAUUUGAGUGCUAUACAACCGCCUCCACCGCCACCACAAAAAGUUGCUGAAGUUGCCGGCAAAUCUCUAGAAGUAAAGGCGGUUAACGGUGUUGACACCAUAAAUCCACUUGAGACACCAGUGAGCGAUGCAAAGCUUUCUAUUGAAUCCGCAGAGCUAAGCGCGGCACCCGAUGAUAUACCCAUGCCUGAUGCAGCACCGGCGACGAAGCCAACAGCUGACGAUAUUGCCAACAUCGUGUACGACUUAGAUGAUAUUCCGCAGCCGCCGCCAUCACCCACGGAGAGUGAGAAGAAUCGCAGACAGGAGGAGCUGAACGAUUUGGCAAUGCUGGGCAUUGACGCAGACGAUAUGGCCGCACAGUGCAUUUGAAAGCAAUUGCAAAAUUAAUAAUAAUAGUUUUAUUCUUUAUUAAAACAAUUCAAAAAACAUUUCAUUCAAUAGCAACACAAAUUUUGAGCUUCUUAGUUUGGAUACAGUCUAGAUUGUAAUAAUGAAAAUGUGGGAAAGCGAGAGCAAGAUGAAAAUAUUUGAAUAUGUUAUAUGCUAUCGCUUAGAAGAAUCUACAGCACAGAUGUUAAGAUAUGCAAAUAAUAAGGAAAAUUUCGGAAAAUAAAUUUACAUAAUACAACAAUGUUAUGGAAAGGGA